ACUCCUCCAUAUAUGUUGAAGGAAUGUCAAUUUACGAAACAACAAAAAAAAAAAAAUUAAACGAAAAAUACUCAAUCGAUUCGACAAUUCUGUAUACGGCUAAAUUGUAUUUUGAUCAGAUUCGCGUACUCGUGGUCGAAAAAUGUUCCCAAUACUAAUUCUGACAAUCCGAUGUGCGUGUUUGCACGCUGGCAACACUAAUACCAAUAAAAAUCUGACAUUUCAAUACAAAAUAGAGUGAAAUGCUUGUGCCCUGCGCUCACCAUAAACACGUGGGUCUUGUCAACGGGAAACCACGAUACGUUUAUUGAAUUGUGUUUUUUUUCCUUUAAUUCACCGAAUAAUUUCGUUUUAAACGGUCGAUUUGAUUAUUUUUAUUCGAAUUGUGUAUCUAACAAAUUAAACACAAAAUGGGGAAAAAAGGAAAGGUUGGAAAGGAUCGUAAAGAUAAGUUUUACAAGUUGGCAAAAGAAACUGGUUUUCGUUCUCGUGCUGCCUUCAAAUUGAUUCAAUUGAAUCGUAAGUUUAAUUUCUUGCAAAAAUCACAAGUAUGUAUCGAUUUGUGUGCGGCUCCCGGUGGUUGGAUGCAAGUUGCCAAAGAGAAUAUGCCCAUUUCGAGCAUUGUGAUCGGUGUUGAUUUGUAUCCCAUCAAAUCAAUCAACGGAUGCACCAGUUUGGUGGAAGACAUUACCACCGAUAAGUGUCGAACAUCAUUGAAAAAAGAGCUUCAAACAUGGAAGGCUGAUGUUGUAUUGCACGAUGGUGCUCCAAACGUUGGUAAAAAUUGGUUGUUCGAUGCGUAUCAACAAAUCUGUUUAACACUGCAAGCAACGAAAUUGGCCAGUGAAUUUUUGCGCAAUGGCGGUUGGUUCAUUACAAAAGUGUUUCGAUCGAAAGAUUAUAAUGCCUUGUUGUGGGUGUUAAAGCAACUAUUCAAGAAAGUUCAUGCCACAAAACCGUCAGCUUCGCGUAAAGAAUCGGCUGAAAUAUUCGUUGUGUGCCAAUAUUUCAUUGCACCGGAUAAAAUUGAUCCGCGAUUCUUCGAAGCGAAAUACGUGUUUGAGGAGCUUGAUUUAGAAGGUACAAAAACGGUUAGCUUACUGCAUCCGGAAAAGAAACGCAUCAAGCCAGAAGGAUAUACUGAAAAAGAUUUUUCACUUCGGAAUGAAUUGAUGGCAUCGGAAUUCAUAAAAAGUACAUCAGCACUAUCGGCAUUGCAGGGAGUCAGCGAAAUUGUAUUUGACGAUGAGAAAAUUGCAUCGCAUAAGAAAACAACAAACGAAAUUAAAGAGUGUUGUAAAGAUAUCAAAGUUUUGGGUCGUAAAGAUUUGAAAAAUUUAAUUUCAUGGUGGAAGGUUUUGAAUGCCGAAUUUUAUCCGAAAGAACAAGCAAAGGUCGAGGUUGAAACCAUUACCGAAGAAAAAAAGAAACCAUUAACACAAGAGGAAGUUGAAGAAAUGGAAUUCGAAGAGAUUGAAAAGCAAAUCGAAGAAUUGGAAACGGAAAAUUUAAAAGAUCAAAAACGAAAGAAAAAGAAAGUACAAGAAGCACGACGUAAGCUUAACGAAAAAAUCAAUUUGAAAAUGGUUAUCAAAGGUGAUUCGGGUCCACAGGAAGAAGAUUCCGAGGUGUUUAGUUUGAAACAAAUUAAUAGCGCCGCCCAGUUGGAAAGUAUUCAAGAUAUGGCACCCGAUAUGUAUUUACCGGAUGAUGAUGCUGGCAACAGCGAAUUUAUUCCAAAAUAUAAAAAAUACGAGCGUGAUUCAAGUCAUUUGGACGACGAUGGCUUCUAUGCGGAUGACGAUGAUAAUCAAAAUGAUUCCGAUGACAGCGAGAAUAACGAUUCGGAUGACAGUGAAGAGCUUGGAAAGAAAGGACUUGGUUUUGAUGAUGAAUCUGACCAAGAUGAUGAAUCACAGAAGAAGAAAACCGACACAAAGAAGGCGAAAAAAGUGAAAAAAGGUGACGAAAAUCCAUUGUUGAUGGACUUGGAUGUUCGUGACAAAAGUACAAAACGAGAUCAUCGCGUCAAUUUGUGGUUCGAUAAAGAAAAAUUCAAAGAGAUGGACGCUGACAGUGAGGAGGGCGAAGAUUUUGAUUUAGAUAAACUUAGUCAUCAAUACAAAACAAAAGGUGUUAAAGUUCUUGGCGAAUCUAGCGAAAAAGAAAAAGAAAAAGAGGUGAAACAAUUUAUAGGCAAAAAAGCAUUACGUCGUCAAAAGUAUAAAGAGAAUGCAGGCAGCGAUGGAAAUGACACAUCAGACAGCGAUAGUGACGAUGAUGGUGUGGCCAAUGAUGAUGGUAGCGGUGUGAAGGCUAAGAAAAUCAAGUUGAACGAACAAGAAUUAGCUUUAGGCUCAAUGAUCGUACAGAGUCAAAAGACCAAACGCGAUCUGUUUGAUGCGGCUUGGAAUCGAUAUACAUUCAAUGAUGAAAAUUUACCAGAAUGGUUUGUAAAGGACGAAGCACUUCAUAUGGUUAAAGAGGCGCCAGUACCAAAGGAUUUGGUCGAUGAAUAUCAAAAGAAAGUUGAAGAAUUGAAUGUUCGUCCAAUUAAGAAAGUAAUGGAGGCCAAAGCACGUAAGAAGCGUCGUGCCAUGAAACGUUUUGAAAAGGCCAAGAAGAAGGCUGAAUCAAUUAUGGAAAGCAAUGAUGCUAGCUCACAAGAAAAAAUGAGACAGAUUCGAAAAUUGUAUAAGAAAGCGCAGGAUAAAAAGGAGGAAAUCAGUUAUGUUGUGGCUCGUAAACAUUUGUCAAGCAAACGUGUUCGACGACCAGCCGGUGUCAAGGGACGAUUCAAGGUGGUCGACCCACGUAUGAAAAAAGAAAAACGAGCUGCAAAAGCUAAAGAAAAGACGAAAAAUCGACGAAAACAUUAAAUCAAUCAACUCUUAUUUUAUGUUUAUGAUACAUAAUU
Messenger RNA from Contarinia nasturtii (swede midge), 2917 nucleotides. RefSeq names its product pre-rRNA 2'-O-ribose RNA methyltransferase FTSJ3. Gene Ontology annotation, biological process: maturation of LSU-rRNA from tricistronic rRNA transcript (SSU-rRNA, 5.8S rRNA, LSU-rRNA); rRNA methylation; maturation of 5.8S rRNA from tricistronic rRNA transcript (SSU-rRNA, 5.8S rRNA, LSU-rRNA). The record is from RefSeq and is a predicted model, not a curated record. Gene Ontology annotation, cellular component: preribosome, large subunit precursor; nucleolus; nucleus. Gene Ontology annotation, molecular function: rRNA (uridine-2'-O-ribose)-methyltransferase activity; rRNA (guanine) methyltransferase activity. The transcript has 4 exons. Bases 411 to 2879 code for a protein of 822 amino acids. NCBI's taxonomy places the organism in Eukaryota, Metazoa, Arthropoda, Insecta, Diptera, Cecidomyiidae.